AUGUUCGCGCGGAACGCGGUCGCCAGUGUGUGCAGUGCGAGUACAAUAGCUCGCUGUCCCGCAGGCUCGGCGCCGCGCUCGUGGUGCCUGGCGUGCGCGCUGCUGCUGCUGCUCGCGCUGGCCGGCCUCGGCGUGGUGGUGCCGCUCGCCGCCAGAAUGCGCCAGGAGCCGCGCGCCGCCGACCAGCUGGCCGCCGUGCGGCGCAUGCUCGCCGCGGUGCCGCUCGUCGACGGCCACAACGACCUGGCGUGGAACCUGCGCAAGUUCGUGCACAACCAGCUGCACAGGUUCAACUUCUCGGCGGACCUGCGCGCCGUGGGGCCCUGGUCGCGCAGCCCCUGGUCGCAGACGGACCUGCCGAGGCUGCGGGCCGGCAUGGUGGGCGCGCAGUUCUGGUCGGCGUACGUCCCGUGCGAGUCCCAGUACAAGGACGCGGUGCAGCUGACCUUGGAGCAGAUCAACGUCAUCCGGAGGCUGACGGACUCGUACGGCGCCCAGCUCAGCUUCGCCACGUCGUCCGAAGACGUGUGGCGGGCGCACCGCUCCGGCCGCCUGGCCAGCCUGGUCGGCGUGGAGGGCGGCCACUCGCUGGGCGCCAGCCUGGGCGUUCUGCGCGCCAUGUACGACCUGGGCGUGCGCUACCUCACGCUCACGCACUCCUGCCACACCCCUUGGGCAGACUCGUCAUCAGAGUCUUUGCUCGACUCCAGUACAGGUGGCCAAGGGCUCACCGACUUCGGUAAAGUGGUGGUGAUGGAGAUGAACCGGCUCGGCAUGUUGGUGGACCUGUCGCACGCGGCCCCCGCCACCGUCAUGGCGGCGCUCAACGCCACGCGCAGCCCAGUCAUCUUCUCGCACUCGUGCGCGCAGGCGCUGUGCAACGCGUCGCGCAACGUGCCCGACGCCGUCCUCAGACUGCUGGCGCAGAACGGCGGCCUGGUGAUGGUCAGCUUCUACGCAGACUUCCUGACGUGCUCCUCCACGGCGCGGCUGGAGGAUGUCAUGCGUCACGUGACCUACAUUAGGGAUGUGGCGGGCGAGGACCACGUCGGAAUAGGUGCCGGAUACGAUGGCAUAAACAGGACGCCGCAGGGGCUGGAGGACGUGUCGCGCUACCCGCACCUCCUGGCGGAGCUGGCGAGAACCAGGGGCUGGACCAUGCCGCAGCUCGAGAAGCUGGCCGGCAGGAACCUGCUGCGGGUGCUCGGGAAGGCCGAGAAGGUGAAGGAGGAGCUGCGGCGGCUGUCCGUGGACCCGCGCGAGGACUGGAUCCCGCCGGCGGUCCUGGGCGACCGCAACCAGGCCGGCUGCCUGGGCCGAUGA
Messenger RNA from Bacillus rossius redtenbacheri, 1323 nucleotides. Its product is annotated as dipeptidase 1-like. The record is from RefSeq and is a predicted model, not a curated record. Lineage: Eukaryota; Metazoa; Arthropoda; Insecta; Phasmatodea; Bacillidae. Gene Ontology annotation, biological process: proteolysis. Gene Ontology annotation, molecular function: metallodipeptidase activity. The transcript is spliced from 10 exons. Bases 1 to 1323 code for a protein of 440 amino acids.